Messenger RNA from Exophiala dermatitidis NIH/UT8656, 659 nucleotides. RefSeq lists its product as uncharacterized. The transcript has a single exon. The record is from RefSeq and is a predicted model, not a curated record. Lineage: Eukaryota; Fungi; Ascomycota; Eurotiomycetes; Chaetothyriales; Herpotrichiellaceae. Bases 37 to 363 code for a protein of 108 amino acids.
GCUUGAUCCCUGACCUGCUUACCUGGCAAAAGCAACAUGCCCUCGCAAGUAAAGUGGAUAACCUCCCGAAAAAGCAACGGCGGAAAUGAACCUCGGAUCGUGAAAUGGCAUGACAACAACCCCAGAAGAUCCGAAGAGUUGACAGGAGCUUUUGGUGACAGUCGCCGUCCAUGCGCUUGGUUGUGUCCUGUGUGCGAAGGGGAGGAAAAACGUUUCCACAAUGAGUUACCUGGUUUCAGCAGCAAUUUCUUUUCCAACACGACUACUCUGACCACAGGGUGCCUUUUUCUCCCCAAACACUGGCACGGUAGAUUUGAAGUCUUUUCAAGGUGUUGGCCUGCAAGAGCGGCAAGCUGCAGCUGAGGUGAACAGGACAACCCACGGAUCGUCAGAGUGACCACGGUCCAGCAGGCAGGAUGGUCUUACGUUUUCGCUAGAGAACCACUUUGUAAGCGGGCUAGUCGCGCUGGUGGGCACGCGGCGCAUCAGAUUGUAAUCAAUGGCCCUGUCUAGCUGCAAAGACCGGGCCAGUAGUAAUGUGCAUUGGUGGACGAGAAGGGCGAUCGAGGCGGCUGAAGGGCACAAAGACGUGUGGGCAAAAUACCCGACUGGAGUUGAUCGAACCUACAACAACAAGUGUAGGUAGUAAAGAGGGAUCG